AUGGCUGGUGGUGAUGGAACAGAACCUGUUCUAAAAGAGGAAACGGCUGGUGGUGCUGGAACAGAACCUGUUCUAAAAGAGGAAACGGCUGGUGUUGAUGGAACAGAACCUGUUCUAAAAGAGGAAACGGCUGGUGGUGAUGGAACAGAACCUGUUCUAAAAGAGGAAACGGCUGGUGGUGAUGGAACAGAACCUGUUCUAAAAGAGGAAACGGCUGGUGGUGAUGGAACAGAACCUGUUCUAAAAGAGGAAACGGCUGGUGGUGAUGGAACAGAACCUGUUCUAAAAGAGGAAACGGCUGGUGGUGAUGGAACAGAACCUGUUCUAAAAGAGGAAACGGCUGGUGGUGCUGGAACAGAACCUGUUCUAAAAGAGGAAACGGCUGGUGGUGAUGGAACAGAACCUGUUCUAAAAGAGGAAACGGCUGGUGGUGAUGGAACAGAACCUGUUCUAAAAGAGGAAACGGCUGGUGGUGUUGGAACAGAACCUGUUCUAAAAGAGGAAACGGCUGACGGUGAUGGAACAGAACCUGUUCUAAAAGAGGAAACGGCUGGUGGUGAUGGAACAGAACCUAUUCUCAAAGAGGAAACGGCUGGUGGUGAUGGAACAGAACCUGUUCUAAAAGAGGAAACGGCUGGCGGUGAUGGAACAGAACCUGUUCUAAAAGAGGAAACGGCUGGUGGUGAUGGAACAGAACCUAUUCUCAAAGAGGAAACGGCUGGUGGUGAUGGAACAGAACCUGUUCUAAAAGAGGAAACGGCUGGUGGUGAUGGAACAGAACCUGUUCUAAAAGAGGAAACGGCUGGUGGUGAUGGAACAGAACCUGUUCUAAAAGAGGAAACGUCUGGUGGUGAUGGAACAGAACCUGUUCUAAAAGAGGAAAUGGCUGGUGGUGUUGGAACAGAACCUGUUCUAAAAGAGGAAACGGCUGGUGGUGUUGGAACAGAACCUGUUCUAAAAGAGGAAACGGCUGGUGGUGAUGGAACAGAACCUGUUCUAAAAGAGGAAACGGCUGGUGGUGAUGGAACAGAACCUUUUCUAAAAGAGGAAACGGCUGGUGGUGAUAGAACAGAACCUGUUCUGAAAGAGGAAACGGCUAGUGGUGAUGGAACAGAACCUGUUCUAAAAGAGGAAACGGCUGGUGGUGAUGGAACAGAACCUGUUCUAAAAGAGGAAACGGCUGGUGGUGAUGGAACAGAACCUGUUCUAAAACAGGAAAUGGCUGGUGGUGAUGGAACAGAACCUGUUCUAAAAGAGGAAACGGCUGGUGGUGAUGGAACAGAACCUGUUCUAAAAGAGGAAACGGCUGGUGGUGAUGGAACAGAACCUGUUCUAAAAGAGGAAACGGCUGGUGGUGAUGGAACAGAACCUUUUCUAAAAGAGGAAACGGCUGGUGGUGAUAGAACAGAACCUGUUCUGAAAGAGGAAAUGGCUAGUGGUGAUGGAACAGAACCUGUUCUAAAAGAGGAAACGGCUGGUGGUGAUGGAACAGAACCUGUUCUAAAAGAGGAAACGGCUGGUGGUGAUGGAACAGAACCUGUUCUAAAACAGGAAAUGGCUAGUGGUGAUGGAACAGAACCUGUUCUAAAAGAGGAAACGGCUGGUGGUGAUGGAACAGAACCUGUUCUAAAAGAGGAAACGGCUGGUGGUGAUGGAACAGAACCUGUUCUAAAAGAGGAAACGGCUGGUGGUGAUGGAACAGAACCUGUUCUAAAAGAGGAAAUGGCUAGUGGUGAUGGACUGAGGAGAUGCAUCUGAAAAGUUCUAAAACAGGAACUGUGUGUGUGUGUGUGUGUGUGUGUGUCGACUGAUUAUGGACAGCUGUGAGAGUCUAGGUUGGAACCCUGGAGGUAGAAACAACCCUUCUCUCUGACUCUGAACUCAACUCCCAGAAUGAGUCUAGACAGACAGACGGAGGGAACCGGCCCCAUGAUACAAGAGACUGGACUCAUGAACCACACAGACAGAUUGACAUAUGGAUAUUAUCUCCUGUUUGUAGCCACUAUCUCCAUUUCAAAGAGAUCUACUGAAGAGACUAUUACAGAGAGAGAGAGAAACCAUACAUUUCCUUUAUUUGUGACUAUUGGGCCGAGCAGAACCAAGGAUAGCAUGUGUGUUUCAGCUGCUGGUUCUGUUUCGGUUUACAGAUGCUGAAAUUGCCCAUAAGCUAUUUUUUGAAUACACAAACCUUCUCAUUAAAAAACACACACACACACACACACACACACAAACACACACACACACACAUAAUGCUCAUCAUGUAGGAAUUGGAUCCCAGGAAAGUAUUCUGCCAUCUUGACAGAUACCUGAACAAGGAACAUGUUUACUUCACCUGUGUGUUUUGUGUACCUCCUAAAGACAUAUAAAUAUCAUUUUUAAUGUGGACAUUUCAGACAUUGGACAGAAUAGCACAAAAAGAACCCUGUAAGAUGUUGACCACGUUAAGCUCAAUAUGUAUUCAUUCUAUGCUAAGUUUUCUGUUCUGCUGAUGCCUAACCGUGAGUUCAUAACACUGAACUCAGAAGUGCAUCUCGAUUUACAUGUUUUGUGUCUUUCUGUUCUUGAGAAAAGGUGUGAUGCUUUAGAAACACACUGUGAUUGUCAGUCUGUAGGAUAUGUCUAUGGUGUUGGUUUAGGUGAGUCUUUGGUUCAAUUGAAAUAUUGGUCCUUGUGUAUCUGAAGAAGCUGCAGUGUUCAGAACGACCUGCAGGGGUCUCCCUCCCACUGAGAAACACUAGAUCUGUCCUAUAGAACAGGACUGGCCAGUAUUCUAAAAGAGGGCCGGUGUGGGUGCAGGCUUUUGCCCCAGCCAAGCAGUAACACACCUGAUUCUAUAUCUGGUGGAUGUUAUCGUUGGAUGCUGAUGCAACACCACACACAUCUUUAAAUGCAGUGUUAACCUACAGCAGGGUUUCCCAGUGGUGUAGUAGGAGCUACACGGAGGUAUACACCCUAAACCCCACAGAUGUUUAAACAGAGGUGUAGGAGGUAUACGCUCUAAACCCCACAGAGGUUUAAACAGUGGUGUAGUAGGAGCUACACGGAGGUAUACGCCCUAAACCCCACAGAGGUUUAAACAGUGGUGUAGUAGGAGCUACACGAAGGUAUACACCCUAAACCCCACAGAGGUUUAAACAGAGGUGUAGGAGGUAUACACCCUAAACCCCACAGAGGUUUAAACAGUGGUGUAGUAGGAGCUACACGAAGGUAUACACCCUAAACCCCACAGAGGUUUAAACAGAGGUGUAGGAGGUAUACACCCUAAACCCCACAGAGGUUUAAACAGAGGUGUAGGAGGUAUACACCCUAAACCCCACAGAGGUUUAAACAGUGGUGUAGGAGGUAUACACCCUAAAGCCCACUGAGGUUUAAACAGUGGUGUAGUAGGAGCUACACAGAGGUAUACACCCUAAACCCCACAGAGGUUUAAACAGUGGUGUAGUAGGAGCUACACAGAGGUAUACACCCUAAACCCCACAGAGG
Molecule: messenger RNA, 3483 nt
Organism: Oncorhynchus tshawytscha (Chinook salmon)
Lineage: Eukaryota; Metazoa; Chordata; Actinopteri; Salmoniformes; Salmonidae
Product: autotransporter adhesin BpaC-like
Exons: 3
Coding region: 1-1758 (585 amino acids)
Source: RefSeq, a predicted model, not a curated record